UCAACAAUGACAAGCGCGAGAAACUCGACUGUUUCGACACACAGUGUGGCUGAUGCACACUUACUCGCAUUACUGGAGGGAAAGCAAUACCUUGGCCAAAUUAACGACAAAGGCUCCAGACUGUCAGCAUUGUUUCCUACGAAACUUCUGGAGACGAUAUUGGUUAUCCCAAGCAAUGUUCGUCAAUCUGAGGACGAGAUGGCUGGAGAUGAGCUAUCGGCAACUUCAUUCGACGAUAUGCAGAGAUCAGUUCAAAUCAUUGGAUUGCCAAAGCCUGAGAAAGUGAAACCUAGAAUGAGCCAUCACUUCGAAUCUGAGCAUAUCAUCAAUGACGACGACCCUGCUGAAGGACCUGAUUACGACUCUGAACCACAAAUGCAAUAUCUGGUCCCCAGUCGACCAAACGCCUUAUCACCCGAGUGUCGUCAGCAAGGCUGUGGAUAUCGUCACCCAACAUAUUACGGAGGAGCAUGUGAGAGAGUUGGAUCUUGCGGAUAUGGCAGAGGAUAUGGCGGGCCUCAAAGACCACCACAAGCUUACUUUCCGGGAGGCCGAAGGCAACGAAGAUACGGAGGAGGAUACUAUUAUGGUGCAGGAGGUUGUGGAUAUGGCAGAGGUGGGUAUCCCGGUUGUGGGCCUGAUUACACACAAAGACCGAUGCUUGUUCGACGGCAUGGCGGGUUUUGCUGUUGUUGUUGA
Molecule: messenger RNA, 699 nt
Organism: Aureobasidium melanogenum CBS 110374
Lineage: Eukaryota; Fungi; Ascomycota; Dothideomycetes; Dothideales; Saccotheciaceae
Exons: 1
Source: RefSeq, a predicted model, not a curated record